Messenger RNA from Ectocarpus sp. CCAP 1310/34, 5762 nucleotides. The record is from the annotation of a GenBank genome assembly. Lineage: Eukaryota; Phaeophyceae; Ectocarpales; Ectocarpaceae.
AUGACGAAGCUGUCGCGUGAGUCCUACGGUCUGCACUAUUGUUUCUCGUGGCAGAGGAUGUUCUCUGUAUUCGGGGAGACGCUCACCCUCAUCUUGGCGUCCCUCCCGGCCAUCUUGAAGAUCGAUCUAGCUUCGAGCAACGCCAGCCUUGCGCCGGCUCUGGCCCUGUGCGUGGUCUUUUCGGCAGCACUGGGUGUGCUGACGACUUGUUCUUCACCGGAAAGCGGCGGUCGGCGUGUUGAUCUUCGCCGACGAGAUCGCCUCGUCUCACACAACCAAGGCAGCGAUGAAGCCUCCCCUCCUACCCCACAGCAGCUUCUGCUGGACGUCUCUCCGGCAAAGGAGGAGGUCUCUGCAGCGAAAGAUUCUCCCGCGGUCGUUGCUGCGACUUCUCUUCGUCGUCGCCCCUCCGACAGCACGGCGGCCGACACCAACACCGCCGGCAGGGGGCUGGAUUUUGAACGACGGGAUUCCGAGGAGCUCCUGGAACUCUCGCUCAGGGCCGCCGCGGAGAAGCAAGGCACCGCACCGAGUAGCAGCAGCGCCAAGAACGGUGACCUCCACCGCAGCAGCCAUGCCGAAGCGAAGCGGGUUGCCACCAGCAGCAACAACAACAACAAAAGAGGUGGUGGCUCCUCAACAACAACGACAGCGACGCCGUCAGCACUUCAACGACGUUCGCCCUCAGCAGCAGCACCGCAACCGAUAACCCCUACACCAGCUAGGCGUCAACGGCAUCACCACCACUACAGGAAAGGCGGCGAGGUCCUCUUCAUCGCGGAGGGCGUGGCGCAGGCCGCUCUUGGGGUCAUCCGGGACCCCGUCCGUGGCGCGCAAGCCGACGGAGCUAGGGGCUUGGUGCGGGGGUUAGGGUCGGGAGUUGCCGGCGUCGUCUUGAAGCCCGUCAAGGGCGUGGCCAAGGCGGGCGUCAACGCCUACACCGGGGUUAGGAUAGGGGUCUCGAAGGCCGGGCGUGUGGUUGUUGGGAGCAGCCGCGGUGGGAGUACGAGUGCUCCCUCAUCCGCCUCUAAGACGCCACGGGGAGAAGAGGAGGCUGCUUCUUCACGAGGCAAUGGCCGACAAUCGUCAUCUUCCGAAGCCGCUCAGCCAAGAGGAGGGAAGGGAGGGGGGGGGGGAGACACAGCUUGGGUGGGGGAUGGAGAAGGAGAGACGGCUGACGCCUCCGCAUCAAUGGAUGUGCCAUUAGAAGGAGAGGCGAAGCUAGACGGUGCUAAUGCUGGUAGCAUGGGCGGCGGCGGUGGCGGCGGGAGUGAUGCGAGGAGGAGUCCAGCGGGAGAGGGCGCGCGCCCGGUCCCACCACCCCCUCUUGACGGGUUGGCGGUUGGCGUGGUCAUCAUGCCCCUGGUGGUAGCGAGCAUCUUCUUGGUGGCGGACACGAAUCGCGUCAGAGGCGGCGGAGGCGCAGGGGGGAUCGGGGACGGGGAUUGCUCAUCGAAGCCCUCUUCCUCGUGUGACGCCGCCGGUAGCUGUGGUGGCGCGGCGGCGGUUUGCGCGGACGGGGCGGAAUUGAGUGGUUACCUGGAAGUCAUUCUGGAAAGCUCGACCCUGUGCGCUGCCUGGGAGGUGCUAUUCGCGAUACAAAGGGUUAUUCGUGGGACGGGCAGAAGGCGGUCAAGUCCCACGGUGUUCUCACGUCUGCUGUCGAGCCAACCGCUGAGGCUGGCUGCGAUAGCUGCGGGGUGCUUGAUGUGCUGCAGAAGACCGCUACUCCCGCUGUGGUGCGUCGUCGUAUACGACGUCUUCAGAAGGGCGCUCGACCUGCACAGGGGGCGGCAGAUGCGGCGGCUGUCUUUGAGGGCCGGGGAAGCGGCGGUGCUUACCCAUGCCCUCUCGCUUUGGGUGGUAGAUGCCUGCCUUUACACCGUCCAAGAGUUGUGGGUCGUGGGAUCAAGCGCAAGCACGUGGGAGAGGAUGUUCCCACGUGUUCCGCCUCGAUCAGAGACCAUGAUAGUGGUUCAAACCGGCAUUCUAGGGACCCUCGCCACCGGCCUGGCUUUGGCUUCGGCUCGCGCACUGGCACCUGCAGCAUGGCGGUCUUCCCGACCGCCAUGGCAAAGCUGCGCCUUCACCUACACUGUCCUGGCGGGCGGCACCGCGUCAUGGCUCACCUACUGGACGGCCCCCCUCCUGGGAUACUCAAACCCGGCAGCUUGGGUUGCCCUCUACUCCAUGGGCUACUCCGACCCGGCGGAAACCGCUGCGCGCGCGGGUCUAUUCAUCCAAUCAUGGGCAGACAAACACGCGACAGAGGGGUGGAGAGGGGGCGCUGUGGCAGCAGGCGUGUUUCGGUGGGCGUGGUCGGAGAUGAAGGGCGAAGGCGGUAUUGGGGAGGGAAUGGGUGGGAACCGUCCCCUGCUGGUGGCGGGGUGGGUGCUGGCGCUAGCAGUUGUGGUUCCCUCGGUCCCGUGGCUGUCGAGACGACUCCCGCUUUCCGGCAGGAAAACCACAUCCAGGAAGCUGUUCCACUUUCUGGCGACUGCCAUGUUCGUUCCGGCGAUCGCUCUCGAACCCGACUUCUUGUCCCUGGCCUUGGGUACGGCCUUGGGGGUGCUGUUGGCUCUUGAGUUCUUGCGCUGCACCGGAUGCCCCCCCGUGGCCUCCGUGAUGGACGGUUACUACGAAGGCUUUUUGGACGCAAGGGAUGGGGGAUGCGUGGUGGUAACGCACCUGUUCUUGCUGGUGGGAUGCGCUGUUCCUGUCUGGCUAUCCGGGCUCAUGGGCAGCCACGAUGGUGAUGGUCAAGGCAGUGUCCUCCAGCUAUUUCCUUACUCUGGUGUUGUUGUGCUUGGCAUCGGGGACGCGAUGGGCGCUAUAGUUGGGUCGAGCGUGGGACGGUUGCACUGGCCGGGCUCACGCCGCACGCUGGAAGGCUCGGCCUCCGUGUUCUUGAGCACCCUGGGGACCCUGCUGCUUGUGUGGUUUGUGCUGUUGGGGUUGAGAGGGGGAGAGGAGAGCGGAGGGGAGGGGUGGAGGAGAGCGGCCGAGAUUUUAGCGUGGCCGGUGGCGCUGACGAGCCUCAUGGAGGCCUUCACGACCCAGGUGGACAACAUCGUCCUUCCGUGUGUCCUGUUGGCUUGUCUUAGUGUAGGGGAGGCGUGAGAAAGCGAUUAUAGCGAAAGGGAUCGUGAAUGGGUCAUGGCAGCGGAUGAGCGAGUCUCACAGUGAUGUCGGUUGUGACCGGUGAACGUUCAAUAGAGAGUUUGACAAAGGUGACGACAUGUCAUGCUGGUGAAUGGUCUUGUGUGCUGCAAGUCUCGGCUCUGUUUUCGGUGCUAGCGUUGGAGAGAGGAAGGUGUGGAAGCUCAAGCAUUGUGCGGGGGACAAAGACCGAAUGGAUCAAGGGGGUGGCAGAUUGUGUGUGGCUAAUGUAGUGUUGUAGGCAAGCGUGACUACUGACCCCGACCAAUAGUCUAAUCGGGAUAGAAGUUUUUUUUCCUUUCGUUUCUUAAAUAGCCCCGUUCCUUCUUUGCAUGGCCAGGGUUUGGUGUCGUGCGUUGCGGGUCUCUACCACUAACACGUCAACUCCAUGUUGAGCGAUCGAUAGCAUAGAUGGUUCGAUGUCUAGUAGUAUGUAGUAUGUUGCGUGAGAGGUGGCAUUUCGCGCCGGAAGUGCCAGCUGUCCGCGUUCUGCAACACCCAAGCAGCGCUAGAUUACUGAUGAAGGGGGUAGUGGUGUAGGUCGAAUUGAACAAUCGUAGAUGUUGUAGAUGUCGUAGACGUGACAUGCUGUGCUUCGUUGGCGUUUGUUGUGGUGUUUCGGUGUCGAGCGGCGCGUGGGUCAUGGAUCGCGCGUUCCGUGAGGGGACGUUUCCCCUGCUGAAGGUUGACGAACAACAAUGACGUCACUGUUGUCAGGUUGACAGAUGUCGCGGCGAUGAUAGCGCCGGUGGCGGCAAGUAUGAUGUUGAGGUAGGUGCAAGUCAAGAGCCACGUGCGUGGCGGCGCUGUUUUGUACUAACCUGCUUGUCUAAACUGCGGAAUGCUGGAUAGUCUGCAUGUUGAACCUUUGUCUUGGUUAUCACAUUGUCGACUGCCGUGAAAAUAAGAAGGCGUUUUGCGCGUCCGUAUCAGGAACAAAGCAGAGUGUGAGACUGGCAGCCGAAACGGUCGAAGUAGUAAGCAGCGUGUGGACGCUCUGAGCGUUGCGGCACGAGCUGAUUUUUUUUCUUUCUCUGUGAGUUGCUUGUCCACCUUUGUCGUAUCUCUGGGACGAUCGCCAUCUGAUCUGCGGAUUUUUGGUGCCGCUGGUUUGCAUGAUGUCGUUGCGGGCGAGCGUUUUUAUUUUGAAAAGGCAUUUCGGCCGAUGAGUGGCUGGUUGUGUAGUGUUUAUAUGUGAUGCUUCAUGUGAUGCUUCAUGUGAUGCUGUUGUUUUGGAAGGGCGCAGUGCCUAUGCUCCCCCCCCCUCCGCUUAUGUUUAGAGUUGAUGGGUGGUCGCGGGCUGAAGGCCUCAUGUAUUUUUACCGGGAGGUUGGCGUUCUACCUGCACAUGUCCGUAGGUACGCCACCCCGAGGAUGGUCAUCCUGGCGAUAAAACGAUGUUCCUAUAUCCAAGCGGUGUUAAAUAGGUGAUUAAGUCACAUGUUGCGGUGGUAGGUGGUUGUGAUCUGCUACCUCGACGUGUGAUGUGCCACGCAAGGCGGUAAUUUUGUGCCUCGACGUGUGGGUGGUUGAAAGCAUGCGGCGGGUUUGCUGAGCAGCUGACUCGCCUGUACGGCGGUAGUCCGUGUGUGGACCAUGUUUUGUGCUAUCUGUUUGUGGGGGGGGGGGGUCAUCUUGUUUGUUCGUGCUGUUUCGUCAUGGAAAUGGAUAUGUUCUUUCUCAUUUGGUGUCAUUUUUCUCCUGUAGGCGUGCGACAUGGGGAUUUCUAUUCAUGUACACCCCCAAUUUCUUGUCGAAUUCGAUGUGCGAUGUGUAACAUGUUCCGAGCCUUGUUUCUUCUGUGAUGAUUUGUUGUUGUGGUUAGUCGUUGUCGUUGCCCAUCUUGUUCGCGUUAGUAACUGCUCUGGGCCUCUAUUCGGUAGCUAGCUCUUCUUCGAACCGCUCUCGAAAUUGUAUCCCGAUAAUGUUCUUUGUUUCGCAUUCCCCCCCCCUUUUUUUUUCGUGCGGGAGGCGACUCCGUCCUUCCGUUUUGUUUCUGGUGUCAGCACGCAUGGAACCAUGACUGCCUUGUCGACGCCUCUCGCAAGGUAAACUGCUGGUGUCCAGUAGUGUUUCCGCGCGUUCCUCCCUACUCGUAUUUUUCGGAGGUCGCGUCGAAGCAAAUUCCAGCUUUGUAACGGCCGAGAAAACCAAAGCUCUUUCUGUGUCACGAAAAAGAAAGGAGGCGUUCGGGGCUGUCGCUGCAGGCAUGUAUCCCUUGCAGCCCUUGGCCCGGAGUGACUUCCGUCCUUCUUCCUCCAACUCCCCUGGUUUUUAUUCGCCAAGGUUGCGUGCAGAGUGCUCUUCGCGUGCAUUGUGUUUCAUGACAAGUUGGCGUGGUCACAAGCAAGCACGGCCGCGCCGCAUCCUUGUGGUCUGCUUGCGUGUCGCGUCCAACGUGCGUCGGUGUCGCAGCAGGUCGAUUCGGCGGCGACAGCUUUUUGUUUGGUAUUGCACGAUUGUUGGUGGGUACCAUGUGGUAUUUUUUUGUGUAAUGACGGAUAUUCAUUUGUGUGGUGACCGCGUUUGUCUUGACUGGAACACACGUGCCGAACCAAGUGUUUUUUAUGUUCAAUCUGCGCGUCAUUGUCGUAUUCUAUGUU